Prosopis cineraria is the source of this 814-nucleotide messenger RNA. RefSeq names its product probable ubiquitin-conjugating enzyme E2 26. The record is from RefSeq and is a predicted model, not a curated record. NCBI's taxonomy places the organism in Eukaryota, Viridiplantae, Streptophyta, Magnoliopsida, Fabales, Fabaceae. The transcript is spliced from 4 exons. Bases 245 to 814 code for a protein of 189 amino acids.
CACCAUCUAUGUUGCCACAGCUUCUUCAUUAGGCGAAGGCGCGAAGCCACAAAAGGCUGUCUUUUGCUCUUCCUAUGCUAUUCUUACUGCUGGUGUCGUCGGGUCUUUUUCUUUCUUUUCUUGCCCGAAAAGAAUUUUUUUUGCGCAUGAGAUCAAACCGAUUUUCUUUGAAAUUUCAGUGGCUAAGUCGCUGAUAGUGGGGAUUGAUUCUUUUCGCGAUAAACAUUUCGUUUUGAGCUCUAUAAUGAGCCGAUCAAUCGAGCUGCCGCCGCUGCCCCCCUAUUCGUUUCGGAAUUCCAAGAGGACUGUUUAUUCAGGUAGCAAUUCUCAUUUGAUGGACCCUGACGUUGUAGAGAUUCCUCCCCCAAUUCAUCGGCCUUCAAAGCUUCUGAAACAGAAGGUAGAAACGGCUAUUAUUGGUGAUGUGAUUGACAUUGACAAUGAUGAGGACUCUGCUGAUUUAGUGUUUAUUGGUGAAAAAGUUGGUGGAAGCAACAAGGGAAAGGAAAUGUCCGAUGAUAUUUAUUCCCCCCCUACUUUGGAACAAUUCGGACAAGCUAGUGGGCUUGAGUCCUCCAGUGGUUAUGCAUCAGUAUCACAUAACGUAAUCAAUGUUGAUGGUCACAAUUCUGAUCUAUCAAAUGAUGAAGAUGACUACAACGAUCAUUUUGCAGAAGAAUUCAUGGAUGUUGAUGAGUAUGCAAUGUUACAAGCACACUUUGACAAUGUGGAUAUACCUGCUGGAAUUGAGGCACCCAUUCCUUGGAUGUCAAAUUUUGAUCUAGAUCUGAAGAAAUCUGAAAGUAGUUCUUGA